Molecule: messenger RNA, 1206 nt
Organism: Closterium sp. Naga37s-1
Lineage: Eukaryota; Viridiplantae; Streptophyta; Zygnematophyceae; Desmidiales; Closteriaceae
Source: the annotation of a GenBank genome assembly
AUGCUGGACGUGCUACAGCCGUUCCUGUGGGUGGCGGUGUCACCGGCUGUAGCAGAGGAGUUACUGUUCAGAGGGCUGCUGCUCACGACCCUACAAGAGAGGCUCGGCAGGAUCGACGCUGCCAUGCUGUCUGCAGCCCUCUUCGCCCUCUUCCACCUCUCCCUCGCCCGCCUCUUCCCCAACAUGGCCCUUGGGAUUGCCGCCGGUAAUGUGGGGGGAAAGAGUGAGGGAGGCGGGAGGAAGAGCUACAGGACAAAAGGCUGCAAAGAGGAGGAGGAAGAGGCAGUGGCAGUGAUUGCUGGAGUGCUGAGGAAGAAAUUCGGGCCCCAGAUUGUGAAAGAGGAGUUGGAGGAGUGGGGGAGUGGGAUGGGAAGCAGCAAGGAUGAAGGGGGUGUGGGGAGGAGGGAGGAGGAGGAGGAGGAGGAGGAAGGGGACGAUGAGGAGGAGGAGGAGGAAGCAGAAGCAGAAGCGAGUGAGGAGGACGCACCACCCACCACAUCUCCUCCCACGCCCCCUCCUCCAGCCCCCGGGUCGUAUCUCCCUCCUCCCUCCUCUCCCUCUACCGCUUCUUCUCCUCCCACCUCGGCAUCUCCUAUCCUUCCACUGUCGCUUCCCUCCUCGCUUCCCACCCCCAACUGCUCCGCUCCAAUCCCACCAAUGACUUCCUGCCACGUGUCCGCCUCCUCCAAAACUCUCUUAGCUAAGCUCCAGUUUUUUGUGGAGCUGGUGGGGGAGAAAGCAGCAGGGAGGGUGGCGAGGAGCUACCCGGCGGUUCUGCAACUUUCGAAGGAGAACCUGCAAGGCAAGGUGGCGGAAUUGGCUGAUUUGAUUGGCCAAGAGAAUGCCGUGCGGGCGGUCGCACAGUUUCCUUUGCUACUAACGUCUAGUGAAACUGUCGUGAAGAAAAGCUUUAAAGAGCUUGUGCGAGAAGUGGAGGAGGCAUUUGAGGGCAGUGGAGAAGCGGGAAACGGGAUGCAAAGGUUGGGGGAAGAUGAGAGAGGAAAGCGCUUGGGCCAAGGGGAACAUGGUGGUAGUGGACUGCUGCUUGAGGAACACGUGGGCAAUGACGAGUCAGGGGAAAGAGCUGUUGCUGUUACAGAGCAGCAGCUUGUGGAAUUGGAGGCGACAAAGAAGCUGGUGUGUUUGCAGCAGUUUCUCCAAUUCACAGACAAGCAGUUUGAGGAGAAGUUUGGGGUCAAACUGUAG